Messenger RNA from Callithrix jacchus (white-tufted-ear marmoset), 15773 nucleotides. NCBI's taxonomy places the organism in Eukaryota, Metazoa, Chordata, Mammalia, Primates, Cebidae. The record is from RefSeq and is a predicted model, not a curated record.
ACUUUUAAAAUCCGUAUCAAAUAGUUCUGACAUCUGUGUCACCAAAUGCUGGUAUAUAUUGAUAGUCUUUUUUCACUGAAGUUGAGACUUUUCUAGUUCUUGGUACAAUUAGUGAUUUUUGAUCAAGACUUGGACAAUUUGGGUGUUAAGAAACUUUGGAUCUCAUUUUAGAAGCACUCUUAUGACAUCACUACAUUGGGAAACUGGAGAUGCUACUUCAUUACUGCCAGGUGAGGCUGGAAGUCCAAGUUCUUACUCCAUUGACACCUGGAAGCUGUUGUGCUUUUCUGUACUGCUAGGCAGGAAUGGCAAUUCAGUCUCUUCUCUAGGCUGAUGUCACCUUGCCUGAGACGGUCAGGGUUGCCCCAUUACUGUUCACCACGUGACCUUUCAUGGACACCACAGGGAGAUGGUCUUGCUACUGCUGGGCAGUGGUGAAGGUCCUGAUACUUCACUAGAUCUCUUCUGACACACAAAGUGGCAAGGUGGAGAGUGACACCUUAUUACCACUGGAUGGGAGCAGAAUUCCAAGCUCCCUACAAGGUCUCCACUGAUACUGCAGAAAGAGGAGGCUCAUUACUCCCCAGCAGGGUAAAAGUCACAACUCCUCACUGUCUCCUCUGACAAACCCUGUCAGAGGGAUUGGGGAACCUCCUUACAGAUUGACAGGAGUGGAAAUCUGGGCUCCUCACUUGACCUUUGCUGGCUUGAUGGGGUUAGAGACAGAUUUUCUGUGUUUGGUAUAGUAAAGAGGUGGUUGUCUAAACGUUUUCUGUCUUACCAGGCUGCUGCCUUUUCUGGAACUUUGGCUCAAGAGGUUUUUCUUGGGGCUUGUUUUAUCUGUGCUCAUUGGCAUUUCUGAGUAUCCUGCAUCUCCAACAUCUCAUCUGAAACUUAGGAGGCCAAAUAGAUCCAGGAAACUCCUACCAUCUCUCUCAUUCCUUUGAUCCUGAGGGUGAUAGCAGUCUUUCCUCUCUCCACCUUUCAGUGCCUUAUGUUUGUUUUAUAUAUAAUGUUCGUGGUUUUAGCUAUACUUAGUAGAAGGUAUAGGAAAAGUGUAUUUUUCUCUCCAUUUUUCUGUGCUGAGAAACCAAGAACCAGAAAUGUUUAUUAUUGCCCUAGAAACAUAGGAGAAGAAGGUUUGUGACUUUGUGUCCUUGGGUAUGUCGGGGAUGAGAAGAAGCUGUCCCUAGAGAUAGCAGGGAUCCAGCAAUAUAGUGGCAGGCUGGAUUAAAGGAGACAUGACUGGGAAGCAACCUGUGGUGCAUGACAGCUGAUGGAUGGUUGUCAGAAACAGUGGUGUCUGAUGAUCCAUUUGAAGCUAUUUCCUCCUCUCUAUUCCUAUUACUCUCCAUUUCCCCCAAUAUCUUCAGUAAGCACCUAUUAUAUGUAGCAGCUUAGUAUUAAAGAAUGAAGGAGAUGAAAGAGAAGGUUAUGCAAUUGUAUUUUGGGCCAAGGAAAGUGACAGAGGUGGCAAGGCCAGUGAUGAAGAGCCUGCCAGAGUGAUAGAGGCCUGAGCAAGGAACAAAUUGGUGAAGGAAGAUUAGGACCUUGGCAUGUGGAGUCACUGCGGAAGCCUGUAUGUUCUCAGAGCUCAGUAGAGAGGAAGUAAAAGCAGGGAGCAGUAGCUGAGUCAUUAUGAGAAAGAGGGUUUCGCCAUAGAAAGUGCCACCUUGGCUGGAUUCUCUUGAAGUUUGCUGCACGGUUACUUGAGUGGAGAGAAGCACCUCUGCUUUUGCGUAUGGAGGGAAGCUCUUUGCAUGCAUUUUGAAGGCAGCCUGUGCCGUCUGAACUACUAAGUGCCCUCCCACAGGCUCCUAACGCCUUGCUGCCUCUCCAGGUGGGUCUGAAGUGGAGUCAGCUCAGAGGCCUGCCAUUCCACUCUUCAUUCCAGUGAUACCUUGGCUUGCUUUAUGAACCCUGAGCCCAGAGUUCCUAAAGCACCAAACCCAGUGAAGCAGAGACACCUCUGGCAUGGGUCUGUGAGUUGCUUCUCAGGGCCCAGGCCAGCAACAAUGAUUCAGCACACAGGCCAACCUGUGUAAGCUUUAUGCAUGCAUUUUAGGGCAAUGGGAAGCAUGGUGAGCAAGAUUUGUGGUAAACCUUUAACCACAUUCAACUUCUUCUAAGAUUUAUCUGCUUUAGAAUAUGUAGAGUUGGAGAAAUGACCAGGGACCGCACAAUGCUGUGCUUGUUAUAUUGCUGUAGAGUGAAGGAUGCUGCUGGCUCUCCCUAGUCUGGAGUGAAUUUGGCCCAUGUAACGGGGCAGCAGGGAGUCAGGCAGGUGAGUUCUUCCUUGUGUCUCCUUUUCCAGUAAAUGCCAAUAUGCUCCCCAGAUCACCCUUGGCUAACAUCUAGGUCUUACACUAAGUUGUCCUCCCACUCCCCAGGGUGAAUUAAUCUCCCUGCCAUGUACCCCCUGAGAACCUAUUGGCUGAGUCUCCAUCCCCAUCUGUGAAAAUGCUUUGUGAUGUGCAGUUUCAUUUCACAGAAUAGAAACUGUGUUUUGAUUCACCAGGACCCAAACACUCUUUUUGUAGAAUCUAUAAAGUGACAUGGAAGGUCAUAUUUUAGAGGACUGUCCCUGCAGCUGGUGAGGAAGCCCUGGUGAGGGGCAGCACAGGAGGCUGUUCUGGCUGGCUGGUUCUGGGCUGAGGGGAUGUGUUGGAGGCAGGAGGAGUGAGGAUGCAGAGGAGGGGAGGACUCACGAAGUGGAAUGAGCAGCAGCCUGGUACGACUUAGAGGCUGAUAAGACUUGAGGAAAGAGGCUUAGGAAGGGGCUUGGAUUUGCUCUCACAGAGACAGCCAAAGGUGUGAUGUCGGGAGAAAGGUUGAGGAGUUCGGAUUGGGAUGUGUUGAAUUUGAAAGGUCUGUAGGGUGUCCAGGCAGAGUGGACCUGAGCUCAAAAACGUCUGGCUGGAGACUGAGCUAGAGAGAGAUGUGGAAGCUCCAGGCAUAUGUGGUCCCCAGGAGGAUGUGCAGAGCAUGGGCUGUCACCUGUUUUUAAUCCACACCCUGACACUAAAAAUGACUGUUGUGUUUUACUUUCUCUAGUUUGUAUCAUGAACCCAGUAAUAAUGACAGUAGCUGUUACGGACUAGUUGUGUCCUCUCCCCAGUCACUAUGCUGAAGUCCUAAAACCAGGACCUCAAAAUGUAACUGCAUUUGGAGAUAGGGUGCUUAAAGAGGUAAUUAAGUGAAUAAUGAGGUCACAAGGUGGGUUCUAAUCCAGUAUGACUGGUGUCCUUAAAGGAAAUAGAUACUAGGACACGCACACACACACACAGGGACAACCAAGUGUGGACACAGCGAGGAGAUGGCCAUCCACAAGCCGAGGAGAGGAGCCUCUAAAGAAACCGACACCGUUGACACCUUGAUCUUGGACUUCCAGCCUUCAGAACUAUAGAAAAUAAAUUUCUGGUAUUUAAGCCUCCCAGUCUGUCAUACUUUGUGAUGGCACCUGUAGCAGACUAGUACAGUAGCUAACACGGGAUACUUAUUACGUGUCAAAUACUGUCUUAAGCACUUUAAAUAUUCUAGCGCAUUUAAUGUUCAUAGCAACCCUAUUUGUAGAAAGUAGUACAGUCCAUGGCAUGGCGGCUAUAUUGGCUCCUUCAUUUUCCCCAGGGUUUGGAGUCUCUUCCACUUUCCAGCUUGUCCUCCUGUCCUUCACUCUCCCCGGGACCAUGUCCUUUAGAUUCUCACCUGUCCCCCACCUCUCUCCUCAGGUUCCAGGCUCAGCAACCUGCCCUCAUCACCUGCCAGUUCCCGACUCUAUCUGUAACUAGCUCCUUACCUGUCUGGGUUGGUCUUCUGAAUACUUGCCACUACUUGGCAUGAUGCUUUUGCAAAAUAGAAAGAAUCAAUAAUAAUAAUAACUGCUAGGGUCUACUGAGCAUGUGCUCUUCAAUGUCUGUUUAUUCUCUUACAACUACCUUAACACAUUAUUAUUCUCCUUUUAAUUCUGCUUUCUAGAGAAGGAGGCUGGGGCUCAGGGAGAUGAGAUGAGUUUUCCCAGGUCUCACAGAAACAGGAUUGAAGGAAGGAAGCCGUGUUUUCCAGAAGAAAAAAACUUACGUAAAGUCUUUCUGUGAAAGACUCAGUUCCUGCUCUCUUUCAGUUGGCAAAGUCUGAAGUCCUAGGAAAGAGAGGAAAAGAACAGAAAUAUGAAUAUGAGUGUGUGUGUAUUUUGCUUCCCUCACUAAAGUUUUCACGUUCUAUAUUAAUAAGGGCAAGCUUUCCCUGUUUUGUUCUCUGCCAUAUCCUCAGUGUCUAUAUUAGGUGCCUGCUAGUGUGGAGCUCUAAAAAGUUGUUAGAGAAAGAAUGGAAGAAAGGAAAGAAGAAGGCAGGAAGGAAAGAAGGAAGGAAGGGAGGGAGGGAUGGAAGAAGGAAGGUAGGAAAGAAAGAAGGAAGGAAAGGAAGGAAGAAAGGAAAAAAGACAAGAUGAAAGGAAAGAAGGAAGAAAGGAAAGAAGAAAGGAAGGAAGAAAGGAAACAACGAAGGAAGGAAGGGGAAGGAGAAAGGGUUCAGGGGAAGGAAAAAACAAGGGAUUGCUUUUCCCUCAUGGGGGGCUUGAGCUUGUUGCUUCCAAAGCUACAAAGCUUUGGUCUUUACCCAUAAAAAAAUUUUGAAGUCACCCCAUCCAGUUAUGUUUCCCUACAGUUUAAACAAGAAUUCUCAUGCUCCACUGGCCACACGAGUGACCUCAGGGGGAGUAGACACAGGUGGAGGGAGCUCCUUGUGACCAGCAGAGAAAACAGGAUGGGGCACUCCCUCACUGAGUACCUGUGGGUGGGAAGGCCAUUGCCAACCGUAGCUCUAUAAAGGCUCCCUGGCCCGGGAACCUAGGGCAGGCAGUGGCUUCUUCUCCUUCCUCCCGGGAAGGGCCAGGAAAAUGGCCCUGGUCCUGGGGAUUGUCAGCCUACUGGGCUCUGUCUGCUUGGUGUCCGCCAAUAUCUUUGGUAAGUUCUGAGGCUGUGGAGCCAGGGGGCUGGGGAGGGAGCGCCAGUGUCAGCCAGGCUCUGCCCUGGGCCUUCGAACAGGUGUGAUCUAAUUAAAUUUUCCCCAAUGCCUACAUGUCAGUGAUUUACUUUCCUUUUCAGAUAAACAGGCAGAUUUAGAAAGAGGCGAACUGAAUUACUUAAGGUCACAGAGCUAGUGAUUGGUGGAGCAGAAAUGGGAAAUGGGGUUGAUCUUUCUAUUCAAUUCUAGGUCCCCCUCACUCCACCAUUUUGGCAAACUUUUGGCAUUGACCUUGGGUUUUUAUCCCCUUAGCUAUUCCAAAGUCUAUGUCAUCUGUAAGAGGUAUUUUAGAAGUAGCCAGCAGGUAGAAGGAAAAGAAAUCUACCUGUGGAGUGAAAUAGCCCUAAGUUCUGUCCUAGCCACUUACCCGUGUGACUUUGGGCAAAGUGCCAAGCCGCUGUUUCGUCAUUUAAAAAGUAAACAACAACCUCAUGGUGUGGUUGUGAUUUCUGGGUAAGAUCCUCUGUGUUAUAUGAGUUCUCAAUGGAGAAGACAUGUACGUUAUUAAUCAAUUUGUAUUCCAUUGUGUAUCUGGAAGGUGCUACAUCUGUAGGGCAUGGCUUGAUAGAUUCAAGAAGAACUUCCUUGUGGUGUUGUAACCUACUCCAAAUAGCCUCAUGGGAGCAGGGGUUGGAAUGUGGAGUCCCUGUGUUGAUUUUGGAAUCCUUCACUUGCCAGCUAUGUGACUUUGAGCAGGAUGACUUUCGCUGCCUGAGAUUUGGUACCUCAUGAGUGACAAGGAUAUAUUGCCUGUCACCUCUCAGAGGAAUGCUGUGCUUUAAAUCAGCUAAUGUAAUACUUGGAAAAAAGUGUGCCUAGCUGCCAGAUCUUAAGAUAGACUGUCACAGGUAAUGGUGAUGACCCUGGAAAAGCAUCUGUGCUUACGAGAGCCUAUCUCUGUCCUGGCAGCCCAGUCCAUGCUCUUCUCUGAUGAAACAUUUUUCUUUUCCUAGAGUACCAGGUGGAUGCCCAGCCCCUUCGUCCCUGUGAGCUGCAGAGGGAAAGGGCUUUUCUGAAGCAAGCAGACUAUGUGCCCCAGUGCACAGAAGAUGGCAGUUUCCAGUAAGGCUUAUAUCAGCAGCAAACUCUCAAGGUCCAAGAUGCCAUAAAGAGCAUCUUGUGCCUCCCCCUCUCUUCCUGGGAUCUGCCCUGCAGCUCCUUUGUGCACAUGAGGCUUGGCCACUGCCAUUUGGAGGUGCCCACCUUUCAGGUCCCCAAGCUGAUCAACACCGGCCAAACUGACCAAGUGAACCCUAAUCCAUGCUUCGUCCUCCCACUGCUCUUCCUUCUCUUCCUGCCAUCACUUUUUCUGUGAUGACUUGAGUAAACUGCACACGUGGGGGGUGGGGCAGAGUUGUGGAGGGUGUCAAAUGAUCUGUGUUUUGGAGCCUCUCCCUCCUCCAAGUAUCCUCUUGAGAAGCUGGGGUGGUGGAAGCAGAGGCUGCCUUGACUUCCCAGUCCAUUGCUGCCUUUGACCCUGUCCAGGCCAGCUUUCUAGGCUGCCUCUGGGCUUACAGGUCACUGUCUCCUCAUGGAGCUGCUCUCUGGAAGGGGUUUCUCCAGCUGCCCUAAUACAGCUGUGGGGCCUGAGACCCUCUCUGUGGAGAGCAUGAUAAUAAUCUAGACGAUUCUUCCUUGUGGAAUAGACAGGAAUCAUUUGCAAUGUGCAUGCCAUUGAAAUUUCCCCGUGCUAUUCCAGUCAUUUUGAAUAGGGGAACUGCAUCUAUAUGAUGGUGUUCUGGGACACAUCUGCAGAACGUCCCUCCUUGCCGCUAUCUUCUGUACACUCUUAACAUGCCUAACCUCCCACGAGCAUGCAGAGACACUGCUAGAGCAGUUCUUCUUUAAAUCGCUGGGAAUUCUGAAGCAGCAAGGAAGGCAUUAAGGAGGAUGUGUCGCUUUCACCAGCCUUAUUUAUGUUCCCAUCCCAAUUCUCUUGUUCCAGCCUCUUGCAGUUUCAAACCUGGUCUGUCCUCAGGAGGCUUUGCAUAUGCUGUUCCCUUUACCCAGAGCAUCCUUUACCUUCUACACCCCGACCAUCCUGCAGGUCUCAGUUCAGCCAUCAUUUCUUUCCAGAAAUGACGUCAACUCUAUGGCCUGGCCUGACCCCUCCCAUGUGCUUCCCAAUAUGCCAGGCCGGCCCCUGACCCCACUAACGUCCCACCCCCAGAGCCCCAAUGCUAUCCACACAAUGUGGGCACUGCCUUUUCCCUCUACAGCCUCAUAAUGACUGAGGACACUUAGUAGAUGUGGCUGAAGCCCUGUACUCUGGGUGGGUCACUUGCUUUGGGGCUGGAAAGGUGGUGAAUGAAUGGCUGGGGCAGGAGGCAGAGCAGGUGUCAGCCAGGCAGGAAAAGUGGAGCCUUUCCUUUCCCAGGUAAGCCACCCCUCUCACCUCCACUGUCUCCCUAAUUUAAAUGAACCAAAACCUGGAGGAAUGGAAACAAAGAAGAAAAGUAGGCUGUGUGGGAGCCUGUGUGUGCCUUUGGGGGCCCGUCGCAGAGUCACCUGGUCUGUCUCUCCUCCUCAGGACUGUCCAGUGCCAGAAUGAUGGUCGCUCCUGCUGGUGUGUGGGUGUUGAUGGCGGCGAAGUGCUGGGCAGCAGGCAGCCAGGACGGCCUGUGGCUUGUUUGUCAUUUUGUCAGCUGCAGAAACAGCAGAUCUUGCUGAGUGGCUACAUUAACAGCACAGCCACCUCCUACCUCCCUCAGUGUCAGGAUUCAGGGGACUACACGCCUGUCCAGUGUGACGUGCGGCAGGUGCAAUGCUGGUGUGUGGACGCAGAGGGCAUGGAGGUGUAUGGGACCCGCCAGCUGGGGAGGCCAAGGCGAUGUCCAAGGAGCUGUGAAAUAAGAAAUCGUCGUCUUCUCCACGGGGUGGGGGACAAGUCACCACCCCAGUGUUCUGCAGAGGGAGAGUUUAUGCCCGUCCAGUGCAAAUUUGUCAACACCACAGACAUGAUGAUUUUUGAUCUGGUCCACAACUACAACAGGUUUCCAGAUGCAUUUGUGACCUUCAGUUCCUUCCAGAGCAGGUUCCCUGAGGUAUCUGGGUAUUGCCACUGUGCUGACAGCCAAGGGCGGGAACUGGCUGAGACAGGUUUGGAGUUGUUACUGGAUGAAAUUUAUGACACCAUUUUUGCUGGCCUGGACCUGGCUUCCACCUUCACCGAAACCACCCUGUACCGGAUACUGCAGAGACGGUUCCUCGCGGUUCAGUCCCUCAUCUCUGGCAGAUUCCGAUGCCCCACAAAAUGUGAAGUGGAGCGGUUUACAGCCACCAGCUUUGGUCACCCUUAUGUUCCAAGCUGCCGCCGAAAUGGAGACUAUCAGGCAGUGCAGUGCCAGAAGGAAGGGCCCUGCUGGUGUGUGGACGCCCAGGGGAAGGAAAUCCAUGGAACCCGGCAGCAAGGGGAGCCGCCAUCUUGUGCUGAAGGCCAAUCUUGUGUCUCCAAAAGACAGCAGGCCUUGUCCAGACUCUACUUUGGGACCUCAGGCUACUUCAGCCGGCAUGACCUGUUCUCCUCCUGGGAGGAAGGACGGGCCUCUCCGAGAGUAGCCAGAUUUGCCACACCCUGCCCACCUACAAUCAAGGAGCUCUUUGUGGACUCUGGGCUCCUCCACCCAAUGGUGGAGGGACAGAGCCAACGGUUUUCUGUCUCAGAAAGUCUCCUCAAAGAAGCCAUCCGUGCGAUUUUUCCCUCGCGAGAGCUGGCUCAUCUUGCCCUUCAGUUUACCACCAACCCAGAGAGACUCCAGCAAAACCUUUUUGGAGGGAAAUUUUUGGUGAAUGUUGGCCAGUUUAACUUGUCUGGAGCCCUUGGCACAAGAGGCACAUUUAACUUCAGUCAGUUUUUCCAGCAACUUGGUCUUGCAAGCUUCUCAAAUGGAGGGAGACUAGAAGAUUUUGCCAAGCCACUCUCUGUGGAAUUAGAUUCAAAUUCUUCUGCAGAAACUCCUGAAGCCUCUAAGAAGGCUGUUGCUAUGAAUAAGUCAACUGUGGGCAGCUUUGGCUUUGAAAUUAACCUGCAAGAGAACCAAAAUGCCCUCAAAUUCCUUUCUUCUCUCCUGGAGCUUCCAGAAUUCCUUCUCUUCUUGCAGCAUGCUAUCUCUGUGCCAGAAGAUGUGGCAAGAGAUUUAGGUGAUGUGAUGGAAAUAGUGCUCAACUCCCAGACCUGUGAGCAGACACCUGAAAGGCUAUUUGUCCCGUCAUGCAUGGCAGAAGGAAGCUAUGAGGCUGUCCAGUGCUUCGCAGGAGAGUGCUGGUGUGUGGAUUCCUGGGGCAAAGAGCUUCCAGGCUCAAGAGUCAGAGGUGGACAACCGAGGUGCCCCACAGACUGUGAAAAGCAAAGGGCUCGCAUGCAAAGCCUCAUGGGCAGCCAGCCUGCUGGCUCCAGCGUGUUUGUCCCUGCUUGUACUAGUGAGGGACAUUUCCUGUCUGUCCAGUGCUUCAAAGCAGAGUGCUACUGUGUUGACGCUGAAGGUCAGGCCAUUCCUGGAACUCAAAGUGUGAUGGGGAAGCCCAAGAAAUGCCCCACACCUUGUCAAUUACAGGCUGAGCAAGCUUUCCUCUGGACGGUGCAGGCCCUGCUCUCUAACUCCAGCAUGCUACCCACCCUUCCCGACACCUACAUCCCACAGUGCCGUGCUGACGGGCGGUGGAGACAAGUGCAAUGCGAUGGGCCCCCCGAGCAGGUCUUCCAGUGGUACCAACAAUGGGAGGCUCAGAACAAGGGCCAGGAGCUGACGCCUGCCGAGUUGCUAGUGAAGAUCGUGAGCUACAGAGAAGCAGCUUCUGGAAACUUCAGUCUCUUUAUUCAAAGUCUGUAUGAGGCUGGCGAGCAAGGUGUCUUCCCGGUGCUGUCACAAUACCCUUCUCUACAAGAUGUCCCACUCGCAGCACUGGAAGGGAACCGGCUCCAGUCCAGGGAGAAUGUCCUCCUGGAGCCCUACCUCUUCUGGCAGAUCCUAAAUGGCCAACUGAGCCGAUACCCGGGACCCUACUCAGACUUCAGCACUCCUCUGGCACACUUCGACCUUCGGAACUGCUGGUGUGUGGAUGAGGCUGGCCAAGAGCUGGAAGGAACGCGAACUGAGCCAAGCAAGCUCCCAACAUGUCCUGGCUCCUGUGAGGAAGUGAAGCUCCGCGUACUGCAGUUCAUUAGGGAAGCGGAAGAGAUUGUCUCAGUUUCUAACAGUUCUCAGUUCCCUCUGGGGGAGAGUUUCCUGGUGACCAAGGGAAUCUGGCUGAGGAAUGAAGACCUGGGCCUUCCUCCACUCUUCCCGCCCCGGGAGGCUUUCUCGGAGCAGUUUCUGCGUGGCAGUGAUUAUGCCAUUCGCCUGGCGGCUCAGUCUACCUUAAGCUUCUAUCAGAGUCGCCGCUUUUCUCUGGACAACAAUGCUGGAGCAUCCGCCCGCCUGCGGUCAGGUCCCUACAUGCCACAGUGCGAUGCGUUUGGAAGUUGGGAGCCCAUGCAAUGCUAUGCUGGAACUGGGCACUGCUGGUGUGUAGAUGAGAAAGGAGAGUUCAUUCCUGCCUCGCUGACUGCCCGCUCUCUGCAGAUCCCACAGUGCCCGACCACCUGCGAGAAAUCUCGAAGCAGUGGGCUGCUUUCCAGUUGGAAACAGGCUAGAUCCCAAGGAAACCCAACUCCAAAAGACCUGUUCAUCCCAGCCUGCCUAGAGACAGGAGAGUAUGCCAGGCUGCAGGCAUCGGAGGCUGGCACCUGGUGUGUGGACCGUGCAUCAGGAGAAGAGUUGCUGCCUGGCUUGAACAGCAGUGCCCAGUGCCCAAGCCUCUGCAAUGUGCUCAAGAAUGGAGUCCUCUCCAGGAGAAUCGGCCCAGGCUAUGUCCCGACCUGUGGGGCAGAGGACGGGGGCUUUUUCCCAGUGCAAUGCAACCAGGCCCAGAGCAGCUGCUGGUGUGUCAUGGACAGUGGAGAAGAGGUGCCCGGGACGCGUGUGGCCGGGAGCCAGCCCGCCUGUGAGAGCCCGCGGUGUCCACUGCCGUUCAACGUGUCGGAGGUGGUUGGUGGAACAAUCCUGUGUGAGACCAUCUCGGGCCCGACAGGGGCUGCCAUCCAGCAGUGCCGGUUGCUGUGCCGCCAGGGCUUCCGGAGCGUGUUCCCACCGGGGCCACUGAUAUGUAGCCUGGAGAGCGGACGCUGGGAGUCACAGCCACCUCAGCCCCGGGCCUGCCAACGGCCCCAGCUGUGGCAGACCAUCCAGACCCAAGGGCACUUUCAGCUCCAGCUCCCACCGGGCAAGAUGUGCAGUGCCGACUAUGCGGGUUUGCUGCAGGCUUUUCAGGUCUUCAUAUUGGAUGAGCUGACCGCCCGUGGCUUCUGCCAGAUCCAGGUGAAGACUUUUGGCACUCCAGUUUCCAUUCCUGUCUGCGACAACUCCUCUGUGCAGGUGGGAUGUCUGACCAGGGAGCGUUUAGGAGUGAAUGUUACAUGGAAAUCACGGCUUGAGGACAUCCCAGUGGCCUCUCUUUCUGACUUAUAUGACAUUGAGAGAGCCAUGGUGGGCAAGGAUCUUCUUGGGCGCUUCACAGACCUGAUCCAGAGUGGCUCAUUUCAGCUUCAUCUGGAUUCGAAGUCAUUCCCAGCAGACACCGCCAUCCGCUUCCUUCAAGGGGACCACUUUGGCACCUCUCCCAGGACACGGUUUGGGUGCUUGGAGGGAUUCUACCAAGUCUGGACAAGUGAGGCCAGUCAGGACCGACUAGGAUGUGUUAAGUGUCCUGAGGGAAGCUAUUCCCAAGAUGAGCAAUGCAUUCUUUGUCCUGUUGGAUUCUACCAAGAACAGGCAGGGAGCUUGGCCUGUGUCCCAUGUCCUAUGGGCAGAACAACCAUUUCUGCGGGAGCUUUCAGCCAGACUCACUGUGUCACUGACUGUCAGAGGAACGAAGCAGGCCUGCAAUGUGACCAGAACGGCCAGUACCGAGCCAGCCAAAGGGACAAGGGCAGUGGAAAGGCCUUCUGUGUGGACAGCGAGGGGCAGAGGCUGCCGGGGGAAACAGAGGCCCCACUUGAGGACUCACAGUGUCUGAUGAUGCAGAAAUUUGAGAAGACUCCAGAAUCAAAGGUCGUCUUCGAUGCCAGUGCUCCUGUGGCUGUCAGAUCCAAAGUUCCCGAUUCUGAGUUCCCCGUGAUGCAGUGUUUGACAGAUUGUGCAGAGGAUGAGACCUGCGGCUUCCUCACCAUGUCCAUGAUGGAGCCAGAGGUUUCCUGUGAUUUCUAUGCUUGGACAAGUGACAAUGUCGCCUGCAUGACUUCUGAGCAGAAACAAGAUGCAUUGGGGAACUCAAAGGCCACCAGCUUUGGAAGUCUUCGCUGCCAGGUGAAAGUGAGGAGUCGUGGUCAAGAUUCUCCAGCAGUGUAUUUGAAAAAGGGCCAAGGAUACACCACAACACUGCAGAAAAGCUUUGAACCUACUGGUUUCCAAAAUACGCUUUCUGGAUUGUACAACCCUGUUGUGAUCUCAAGAGCCAGUCUGACCGAUGCUCACCUCUUCUGCCUUCUUGCGUGUGACCAUGAUCUGUGUUGUGAUGGCUUCAUCCUCACACAGGUCCAAGGAGGUGCUAUCAUUUGUGGGUUGCUGAGCUCACCCAGUGUCCUGCUUUGCAAUGUUGAAGACUGGAUGGAUGCCUCUGAAGCCCGGGCUAAUGCUACAUGUGCCGGUGUGACAUAUGACCAGGAGACCCGCCAGGUGACAUUGCGUGUUGGAGGCCAGGAGUUCAUCAAGAGUCUGACACCCCUAGAAGGAACUCAAGGCACCUUUACCAAUUUUCAGCAGGUUUAUCUCUGGAAAGAUUCUGACAUGGGGUCUCGGCCUGAGUCUGUGGGAUGCAGAAAAGGCACAGUGCCAAGUCCAACAUCUCCAACAGAAACAGGUUUGACAACAGAACUUUUCUCCGCUGUGGACCUUGACCAGGUCAUUGUCAAUGAAAAUCGAUCACUGCCCAUCCAGAAGCACUGGCUUUUCAAACACCUGUUUUCAGCCCAGGAGGCAAAUCUGUGGUGCCUUUCUCGUUGUGUGCAGGAGCACUCUUUCUGUCAGCUCGCAGAGAUAAUAACAGACAAUGGUUCCAUGUACUUCACUUGCACCCUCUACCCAGAGGCACAAGUGUGUGAUGAUAUCAUGGAAUCCAGUCCCCAGGGCUGCAGACUGAUCCUGCCUCAGAGGCCAAUGGCCCUGUUCCGGAAGAAAGUUAUACUGGAAGAUAAAGUGAAGAACUUUUACACUCGCCUGCCGUUCCAAAAACUGAUGGGGCUAUCCAUUAGAAAUAAAGUGCCCAUGUCUGAAAAAUCUAUUUCUAAUGGGUUCUUCGAAUGUGAACGAUUGUGUGAUAUGGACCCAUGCUGCACUGGCUUUGGAUUUCUUAAUGUUUCCCAAUUAAAAGGAGGAGAGGUGACAUGCCUCACUCUGAACAGCUUGGGACUUCAGAUGUGCAGUGAGGAGAAUGGAGGAGCAUGGCGCAUUUUGGAUUGUGGCUCUCCUGACAUUGAAGUCCACACCUAUCCCUUUGGAUGGUACCAGAAGCCCAUUGCUCUAAAUAAUGCUCCCAGUUUUUGCCCUUCGGUUGUUCUGCCUUCUCUCACCGAGAAAGUCUCUCUGGAUUCGUGGCAGUCCCUGGCCCUGUCUUCAGUGGUUGUCGAUCCAUCCAUUAGGAACUUUGAUGUUGCCCAUGUCAGCACUGCUGCCGCCAGCAAUUUCUCUGCUGUCCGAGACCUCUGUUUGUCAGAAUGUUCCCAACAUGAGGCCUGUCUCACCACGACUCUGCAGACCCAACCUGGGGCUAUGAGAUGUAUGUUCUAUCCUGAUACCCAAAGCUGCACACAUAGUCUGCAGGGCCAGUACUGCCACCUUCUGCUUCGUGAAGAGGCCACCCACAUCUACCGGAAACAAGGAAUCUCUCUGCUCAGCUAUGAGGCAUCUGUACCUUCUGUGCCCAUUGCCACUCAUGGCAAGCUGCUGGGCAGGUCCCAGGCCAUCCAGGUGGGCACCUCAUGGAAGCAAGUGGACCAGUUCCUUGGAGUUCCAUAUGCUGCCCCACCCCUGGCAGAGAGGCGCUUCCGGGCACCGGAGCCCUUGAACUGGACAGGGUCCUGGGAUGCCAGCAAGCUAAGGGCCAGCUGCUGGCAGCCAGGCACCCGAACAUCCAUGUCUCCUGGAGUCAGUGAAGAUUGCUUGUAUCUCAAUGUGUUCAUCCCUCAGAAUGUGGCUCCAAACACAUCCGUGCUGGUGUUCUUCCACAACACCAUGGAGGGGAAGGGGAGUGAAGGAUGGCCAGCUAUCGAUGGCUCCUUCCUGGCUGCUGUUGGCAACCUCAUCGUGGUCACUGCCAGCUACCGAGUGGGUGUCUUCGGCUUCCUGAGUUCUGGGUCUGGAGAAGUGAGUGGCAACUGGGGACUUCUGGACCAGGUGGCAGCUCUGACCUGGGUGCAGACCCACAUCCGAGCAUUUGGCGGGGACCCUCGGCGCGUGUCCCUGGCAGCAGACCGUGGCGGGGCUGAUGUGGCCAGCAUCCACCUUCUCACGGCUAGGGCCACCAACUCGCGACUCUUCCGGAGAGCUGUGCUGAUGGGAGGCUCCGCACUCUCCCCAGCCGCCAUCAUCAGCCACGAGAGGGCCCAGCAGCAGGCAGUUGCUUUGGCAAAGGAGGUCAGCUGCCCCAUGUCAUCCAGCCAAGAAGUGGUGUCCUGCCUCCGCCAGAAGCCUGCCAGUGUCCUCAAUGACGCCCAGACCAAGCUCCUGGCCGUGAGUGGCCCUUUCCACUACUGGAGUCCUGUGGUCGAUGGCCAGUUCCUCCGGGAAGCUCCAGCCAGAGCUCUGAAGAGGACUUUACAGGUAGAGGUCGAUCUGCUCAUCGGGAGCUCUCAGGAUGACGGGCUCAUCAACAGAGCAAAGGCUGUGAAGCAAUUUGAGGAAAGUCAAGGCCGGACCAGUAGCAAAACAGCCUUUUACCAAGCGCUGCAGAAUUCCCUGGGCGGCGAGGACUCAGAUGCCCGCGUUGAGGCUGCUGCUACAUGGUAUUACUCUCUAGAGCACUCCUCGGAUGACUACGCCUCCUUCUCCCGGGCUCUGGAGAAUGCCACCCGGGACUACUUUAUCACCUGCCCUAUAAUCGACAUGGCCAGUGCCUGGGCAAAGAGAACCCGAGGAAACGUCUUCAUGUACCACGCUCCCAAAAGCUACGGCCACGGCAGCCUGGAGUUGCUGGUGGAUGUUCAGUUUGCCUUUGGGCUUCCCUUCUACCCAGCCUACGAGGGGCAGUUUUCUCUGGAGGAGAAGAGCCUGUCACUGAAAAUCAUGCAGUACUUUUCCCACUUCAUCAGAUCAGGAAAUCCCAACUACCCUUAUGAGUUCUCGCGGAAAGUGCCUGACUUUGCAAGCCCCUGGCCUGACUUUGUACCCAGUGCUGGCGGGGAGAACUACAAGGAGUUCAGUACACAGCUCCCCAAUCGACAGGGCCUGAAGAAAGCCGAUUGCUCCUUCUGGUCCAAGUACAUCUCGUCUCUGAAAGCAUCUGCAGAUGGAGCCAAGGGCGGGCAGUUGGCAGAGAGUGAAGAGGAGGAGUUGACGGCUGGAUCUGGGGUAAAAGAAGACCUCCUAAGUCUCCAGGAACCCUACAGCAAGUGACCAACUCCUGAGUGCCCCCAACACCCCACCCGAGGCUGCCAGCUAUGAGCAUGUUUUUCUCUAAAAUAGCCAGUUACCUUCAAUAAAGUAUCCGCAUGCAGUGAA